AUGGGGACGUCCAAAGCUCGUGCUGCUCCGAAGGCGUCUGCUACACCCGCCAAGUCCACAGAAUUCUCACGGCACCUACCCGGCAAGACCUUCGUCAUCGACAAUGGCGCAUACAUGAUCAAAGCGGGCUACGCUUCUGAUCUCUCCCCCGAAGAAAGCGUCUCCACCUGUACCUCGAUCCCAAAUACCCUCGUCAAGACGCGUAACAAUAAAAUCGUCAUCGGCUCUCAGCUAUCAACAGUGACCGACUGGAAUGAAGCCAUGUUCCGACGUCCGUUAGAGAAGGGAUAUGUUUCCAACUGGGAAGCGGAAAGAGAGAUCUGGGACCAAUCGUUCUUUGAUGAGAAGACGACGGCUCGGAAUAAGAACACUCACGUCGCCGACCCCGAGAAUACUACCCUCGUGCUCACUGAAGCGCCCAAUGCCCUGCCCAUCUUACAACGGCAUUCGGACGAGAUGGUUAUGGAGGAAUGGGGAUUCGGAGGAUAUGUCAGGUGCAUAGGCCCGACCCUCAAUGCGUGGAACGAAAUUCAUUCUCUCUUCGGCGACCCUCUUACAACAUCACCCGACUCAACUCCUCUUCCCGCAGACUGCUUAUUGGUGGUCGAUUCUGGCUAUUCGCACACGACAGUGACUCCGGUCUACAAAGGUCAAGCUUUGCAACGUGGUGUGCGCAGACUCGAUCUUGGAGGAAAGCACUUGACAAACUAUUUGAAGGAGAUUGUGUCAAUGCGCCAAUACAACAUGGUGGAUGAAUCAUACAUCAUGAACGAAGUCAAAGAAGCUGUCUGCUACGUGAGCAAUGACUUUUCCGGGGAUUUGGAACGAACGUGGAAAGCAGGGCGGAAGCACCAGGCCAGUUCUGAAGAUGGGAUUGUGCUGGACUAUGUGCUUCCUGACCCCAAUGCGAACCGAAAGGGGUUCAGCAGACCGCAUGAUCCUCUUAUGCAGGUCAAGAAGAAGAAGGGUGCUCUCUCUGGUCUCAGCGCUGAGGUAUUAUCAGAGGAUGUGCUCGUGCUGGGCAAUGAACGUUUUGCUGUGCCAGAGAUCCUGUUCACCCCGAGUGAUAUCGGGAUGAAGUCAGCCGGCAUCCCCGAAAUAAUCCUCCAAAGCUUGUCGGCCCUUCCCACCGGCUUGCAUUCUGCAUUCCUGGCGAAUGUGAUGGUAGUUGGCGGGAAUGCCCUGAUCCCAGGCUUCAUGAACAGACUUCAGACUGAGUUGCGGCAAAUUGCAUCUGCCGAAUGUGUGGUGAGAGUGCGCCGGGCUAAUGACCCUAUCCACUCAACCUGGCUUGGAGCCUGCCGCUUCGCCACGAACAGGGAGGAACUUAGCAGAGUAGCCAUUUCCCGCCAAGAAUACCAAGAACAUGGAUCUGGAUGGGCUGGUCGACGGUUCGCCGGUCUUGUCUAA
Molecule: messenger RNA, 1410 nt
Organism: Penicillium antarcticum
Lineage: Eukaryota; Fungi; Ascomycota; Eurotiomycetes; Eurotiales; Aspergillaceae
Gene: arp6
Product: actin family protein
Exons: 4
Coding region: 1-1410 (469 amino acids)
Cellular component (GO): Swr1 complex
Molecular function (GO): nucleosome binding
Source: RefSeq, a predicted model, not a curated record